CCCCGCCCACAGUCCAUGCCGGAUGUGAUGUCACCAAAUGCGCGCAAUUUCCGGAGGAGCAAGAUGAACUACAUGCCAGGGACAGCUAGCCUGAUAGAGGACAUUGACAAAAAACAUUUAGUAGUACUUCGAGAUGGGAGAACAUUAAUAGGAUAUUUAAGGAGUGUAGAUCAAUUUGCUAAUUUGGUUCUUCAUCGGACAGUGGAACGAAUCCAUGUAGGAAGAAAAUAUGGUGACAUUCCCAGAGGGAUUUUUGUUGUCCGAGGAGAAAAUGUGGUGCUUCUGGGGGAAAUAGAUCUGGAAAGAGAGACCGAUACUCCCUUACAGAGGGUGUCUAUUGAGGAGAUUCUGGAAGCUCAAAGAGUUCAGCAGCAUGAAAAACAAGAAGCAGAAAAGGCAAAAAGUGAAGCUUUGAGAGAACGAGGAUUAUCUAUCCCCCGUACAGAUACUCUUGACGAAUACUAAAAGAGCCACUUUUAAGAAUACAAUACCAGACUUUGCCACACCACCUUUUUAAGUGACUGAAGUUGUUAGAUUUCACAGCUGAAAUGGGAUAGAUUGUGUCUAUAGUUGAAUGAACUCCAUAUGUAAAAAAAAAUUUUUAACAGACAUUUUACAAUGGACUUGCUGUGAUUCUUUUCAAAACACAGCAACAAAACAUUAGAAAAAUUCAUUGAGUUAAUUUACGGGUUCUUGAAACCAUCCUAUUGGUCUGAAAAUGUAACAAUAAAAGACCUUCACCACAAUGAAGCUUUAGUCGUACAUGAUGGGCUUUCCAUUCACCGAAAGGAUGUGCCAUUGCAAUCAAUGUGUAGGUAGGUUUUUCUUACAUAGAUUAACUUGCUGUAUAUUUACCAAAAAUAAAAAUAUCAUUCAUUUCAUAAAUUGCAGAGUCUCAACUCAUAUCUUUGUAUGUUGUGGAGCCUUGUUUAUGUACAAACUGGUUCCCUCGUUUAAAUCUAAAAUACACCAACUGAAGGUUGUGAGCAGUGAUUGAAAACAACAACUUUGUUAAUCUAUUAUAUGACAAUCUCUCAAUAACAUUUGUUGACAUGCACUCAUCUAUGACCUAUUUUGCACUGUUCCUGGCUACUUAUUGGCAGAAAAGUAAUAUUAAGAUAUUCCUUUACAUAGAAAAUCUUAUUUCUACUGGUACCUCUAUGGAGGGUCAACCUAUUUUGGUGUAGGCUUGUGAAAAUGGCAAGUUUUUAUUCUACUUUUUAUUUCUUCUAUUAGUUGCAACCAAUAAAUUAAUUUGCUGAAACUGA
Stegostoma tigrinum is the source of this 1268-nucleotide messenger RNA. Its product is annotated as U6 snRNA-associated Sm-like protein LSm1. The record is from RefSeq and is a predicted model, not a curated record. Gene Ontology annotation, biological process: deadenylation-dependent decapping of nuclear-transcribed mRNA. Bases 16 to 465 code for a protein of 149 amino acids. NCBI's taxonomy places the organism in Eukaryota, Metazoa, Chordata, Chondrichthyes, Orectolobiformes, Stegostomatidae. Gene Ontology annotation, cellular component: Lsm1-7-Pat1 complex; P-body. Gene Ontology annotation, molecular function: RNA cap binding. The transcript has 4 exons.